AACGGCUGUGAUUAGGCCAUUGUCCCACUACAAAGGCGCUCAAGGCGCCACUGGCCUCGCCCUAGGUAGCGCGCGCGCGAUCGAUCGAGAGGAAUCUAGAGCGCCAUGGCGACAAUGCAGCACACCCGUCUCCAUAGAUUUUCAAGCCCUUGCAGCAGCUCGGAUUCCAGCCCCGCCGUCGCGUCCAAGCUCUGGAUCAGGGGACGAUCCGUUCCCUCCGGAGUGAAAAUCACCUCUAGCUCGUCGCGAUGGAGUUCGAGGAUUACGGCGGUUUUGAGCCAGAAGGAACCAGUUGCACAGGAAAAUGGAGCUGUGGAAUUGGAUACUUCUCUAAGUCCGAGAGUAGCAGCGCUUCGUCCAUCCAAGACGAUGGCUAUCUCCGAUCAGGCCACGGCUUUGGUCCAAGCUGGUGUGCCGAUCGUGAGACUGGCCGCUGGAGAGCCCGACUUUGACACGCCGGAAGUCAUUGCCGAGGCAGGAAGGAAGGCAAUUCAAGAAGGCUUUACGCGCUAUACUCCCAAUGCGGGAACUAUGGAGCUACGAUCAGCCAUUGUACACAAGCUCCAAGAGGAAAAUGGGCUCACGUACAAAACGGACGAGAUCCUUGUGAGCAAUGGAGCGAAACAAUGUAUCACGCAAGCUGUUCUUUCCGUUUGCUCGCCUGGUGAUGAGGUGAUUAUUCCUGCUCCAUACUGGGUGAGUUAUCCGGAGAUGGCUCGUCUAGCAGAUGCCAAGCCUGUGGUUGUCCAGACAUCCUUAACUGACGAUUUCCUUCUAACACCGGAUGCUCUAUCAGCCGUUCUAACUGAAAAAUCAAGGCUGCUUAUUCUGUGCUCGCCUUCGAAUCCAACAGGAUCCGUCUACUCUCAGCAAAUGCUGGAUGCAAUAGCGAAGAUUGUUGCAAAGCAUCCGCGGUUGCUGGUUUUGUCAGACGAAAUUUACGAGCACAUUAUUUACUCUCCAGCUAAACAUACAAGUUUUGCAGCUUUGCCAGGAAUGUGGGAGCGAACUCUUACUGUCAACGGAUUUUCCAAGGCCUUUGCAAUGACCGGGUGGAGGCUCGGCUAUCUAGCUGCUCCAAAGAGAUUUGUUACUGCUUGUAACAAGGUCCAGAGCCAGUUAACAUCUGGAGCGAGCAGUAUUUCCCAGAAAGCUGGAGUUGCAGCAAUGGGCCUGGGCUUCGCUGGUGGCGAAGCUGUCGCAAAGAUGGUUGAAGCUUUCCAAGAGCGAAGGGACUUCAUGGUCAGGAGGUUGAAAUCUCUAAAAGGGGUGAAACUCUCAGUUCCUCAGGGAGCUUUCUACCUCUUUCCCGAUUUCAGUGCCUACUACGGCAGCGAAGCUCAAGGAUUUGGCACAAUCCUUGACUCGGAAUCACUUUGUAAGUUCUUCCUGGAGAAAGCUCAGGUCGCUUUAGUUCCAGGCGACGCUUUUGGCGAGCCACGCUGCGUGAGAAUAUCAUAUGCCGCGUCCAUGGAGUCUUUGAAAACAGCCAUGGAUAGCAUCGAGCAGUCCUUGACACUAAUUAAUAUUGAAUGAAGACGUCGCAUUUCAUCGAUGCUC
Selaginella moellendorffii is the source of this 1560-nucleotide messenger RNA. RefSeq names its product aspartate aminotransferase. The transcript is spliced from 10 exons. The coding region runs from base 106 to 1536 and encodes 476 amino acids. Gene Ontology annotation, biological process: biosynthetic process. Gene Ontology annotation, molecular function: catalytic activity; pyridoxal phosphate binding. Lineage: Eukaryota; Viridiplantae; Streptophyta; Lycopodiopsida; Selaginellales; Selaginellaceae. The record is from RefSeq and is a predicted model, not a curated record.